CUGAUUAUCUGAUAGUAGUUUGCAAGACAGUGAAAGAGUAAGGCGCUCUGCGAAGUUACAGAAAAACCGGUAGCCGGUAUUUUCAUACAAGAACAAUUUGUGAUAUUCAGUGAAAACAUGGAAGUUUUACCAGUUAACAAUUUCCAGUACAGCAACCCUGAAGAAUCGGACUGGGAGUACAGCGAAUUUCCCGAGUCGGAGGAAACCUCCUUGAUUGAAGCGCUUUCGAAGCGCUUGGAGGCGGAGCUCAGGACUGCUAAGAGGACCCACCUUUCCGUAGGUGAGGUCCUCCUGCCGAACGGUCUGACGAGAGCCAUAGCCCAAGAUAUGUUCCAACUGGCAGAUGUGGAACCUUGCGGAUUGAAAGGCUGCACUCUCUACAUCAACUUCGAGGCGGAGGAGCUAAAGACUAGGCUCAGCACCAUCAAGUGCGACCCUACCACCCCCUCGACGUUCGAGGUCUAUCUGACCCUGAAGCAGGCCGCUGGAUGGAACUCGUUCCUGCCACAGUUUUUAAAAAAAAUCACCAGAGGUGGCACAGUGAUGAUCAGUCCGGAGUACGGUCUGCAGAAGAAGAAGUUAUACCGUUCGACAAGUGAUUGAAAUCAAAAGUACAUUGCGUAAAGACUGAGUUAGGUUUAACAAAAUGAGUAUUUCAAUCAGAAUAUAUUUUAUCAUGAUUGUUUCGUAAGAUUGUAUGAACGUUUCUUUAAUUUUGUUUUUAUAUAUUAGGUAUAUAGUUUAUAACAAAAUAAGUGAUAGUAUUUUGAAAGAUGAGCUAGAUUUUAAGCAAGCAAUACGAAAACGAUGUGACGACCAAGCUUUUAGUUGGUUUUUUAAAAAAACCAUCUGAAGUUGUGAUAUGUGUGUAUAAAUUAUUAUUUUUUAAAAAAGUAUUUUGUUCUUUUAUCUGUUUGUGAUAUUAGUUUGGUACGUUAACUUUCGUUUGGUUAAGUUUUCUUUUUUUUUCAAGUUUGAUGUGGAACCGACAAAUUUUCCUUUAAGGCUCAACGUUUGUUUUAUCGAAACAAAUCGAGCUAAAAAUACAGUAUUAAUUUGUCGGGUUCACGCCAAACUUUUUUGAAAAUAUUUGAUCUCAAAUCCAUGUAGUUUGACUACACAUAGGAAUAGGUUUUUGUACAUUUUAAAUGUAGGUUUUUAUGUUUUUCUAUCGCUGAUGUGUGAUAGUACAGAAGUCUGUACAGAGCUUUUUAUAUAAAAAUUUUAUAAAAAAAAACAAAAAAAUAAAUUUUUAUCAAAUAUUA
Messenger RNA from Anoplophora glabripennis (Asian longhorned beetle), 1265 nucleotides. RefSeq names its product protein charybde. Gene Ontology annotation, cellular component: cytoplasm. The record is from RefSeq and is a predicted model, not a curated record. The coding region runs from base 118 to 603 and encodes 161 amino acids. Gene Ontology annotation, biological process: negative regulation of signal transduction; apoptotic process; regulation of TOR signaling. NCBI's taxonomy places the organism in Eukaryota, Metazoa, Arthropoda, Insecta, Coleoptera, Cerambycidae. The transcript is spliced from 3 exons.